GAUGGGAUCCGCAAUUUGGGACCCGCAGCAAAGUCUAUCAUAUUAUCUUGGUACUGAGGAGCGCAGGCUGACGCUAACCCUCCUCUCCGAGCCGAUCGACGCGAUCGGAGAGGAGAUCGACGGUUUCGGACCUCUUGCGUCUCGAUUCGACGAACUGGAUCCUGGGUUUGUGCUGUCAAGACAACACUUCGCGUAACCCUUGUUGUUCGGAUCCAUGGAAUCCUCCGCUCCGCAGCGGUUUGACAUCUUCGAGGUCUUCGCGAGAUACUGCGAUAUUGUGUCGAAUAAUGAACUUUCAAGCUCAAAGGAGCUGUUGGCUAUGCUUUUAAGAUCAAUGGAGUAUCGGGGGCAAACAAGGGAGACAAUAUUCAGUGACAUCUACAACCUCAUGACAUGCCUUGACUUGUCUGCCGAUUCUCUUAAGUUCAGUUGCUUUUAUGAUUUUGUCUUCUUCAUUUGUCGUGAAAACAGCCAGAAGAAUAUCACUGUGAAUAGGGCCAUAACAGCAUGGAGGUUGGUUUUGAAAGGAAGGUUCCGUAUGCUGGACCGAUGGUGUAAUUUUGUUGAGAAACACCAGAGGCAUAAUAUAUCUGAGGAUACUUGGCAACAACUCCUGGCUUUUAGCCGAUGCGUGAAUGAAGAUCUUCAAGGCUAUGAUCCAAGAGGUGCUUGGCCUGUUCUUAUUGAUGAUUUUGUUGAGCACAUGUACAGCAUCAAUCAAUCCAAUGAUUGCAGCUCACAGGAUAUAUGUUAUUGUGGCAAUCUAGAAGCACAACCCAGCAUAUCCAACACGUUUAGUGGAUUGAAUUUGCACCCGGGGUCAAAGAGAAAAAAUUCUGCCGAUUUUGAGGAAAACGUUGAUGAAGUUAUAAAAUCUCAGGAGGUCUUGAAAUCUUCGGACUUUUUGGCACAAUCCAAGCGACUAAAGCAGACUUCUUUUAUCGCCAACACUGUUCAUCCGAAUUCUGAUUUAUGUAUGAGCAUGGUCGAUGGUACGUCAGACUACCAGGAUGGAAUGAAUAAGAUAGGACCACCAUCGGCUGCCGAAACCGGUUUGAUAAUCUUGAACAUAAUUCAUGCAAUUGUCUUCAAGAAUGGCUUUGUGCCGUGGAAAAUGUCCUGUUUUACGCAUGUCUAUUCUCGGUCACUGUUGCAAGGUAUGCCAUUGAAGUUCGUGCUUUAA
This is a messenger RNA of Musa acuminata subsp. malaccensis (wild Malaysian banana), 1183 nucleotides long. The record is from RefSeq and is a predicted model, not a curated record. NCBI's taxonomy places the organism in Eukaryota, Viridiplantae, Streptophyta, Magnoliopsida, Zingiberales, Musaceae.